AAAUCAUAUAUUGAAAGUGAAUUGAAAUGUUGAGCACAAACUUUUCGGUAAUUGAUUACUUGGUAUUCGGCUUCUUAUUAGUCGCCUCCUCUAUAAUUGGAGUAUACUUUUGGUGGACAACCAGAAAAAAUGCCACAAAUAGUGAAUUCUUGACGGGAGACCGAAAGUUGGGUGUAUUCCCGGUCACUCUAUCACUUGUGGCCAGUUUUAUGUCCACAAACACCAUAUUGGGAGCACCGGCCGAAGUAUUUCAAGUGGGCACUCAGUUUGUGCUCCAGAAUGUGUCUAUCGUUUUGUCCAUAUUUUUGGCGGCAGAAGUAUUUAUGCCUAUUUAUUAUAAACUGGAAGUCAUCAGUGUUCAUGAGUAUUUGUCGAAACGAUUUGAUGCUCAAUAUAUACGUUUGGCGGGAACUAUCGGCUUUUUGUUGGCUACGAUACCUUAUAUGGCAGUUUUACUCCACUAUCAAUUCCUACAUGGAGGAAUAAAAGCAGUUAUUUGGACGGAUGUAUUGCAAUGUAUUCUCAUGUUUUUGGGAGUACUUAUGGUUAUCGUUCAGGGAACUAUAGAAGCGGGCGGUCUGUCCGAAGUGUGGCGAAUCAAUGAGGAGGGGGGAAGACUCAUAUUUUUCAAUUUUGAUUUUAAUCUCUAUAAUCACGACAACAUCUGGAAUGUAAUCCUGGGUACUAUUAUCUACUGGUCAGCCGUUUACUGUGUAAUGCAGACACAAGUGCAGCGAUACUGUAGUAUGGAGUCACCACAAAAAGCGCGCCGGACCCUGUACUAUAAUCUACCUGGUCUUGUAAUACUGGCCAUAAUGGCAAUAAUGUGCGGGUCAGUCAUAUACGCCAAAUACCAUGACUGUGAUCCGGUAACUUUGGGCAUAAUUGAGAGACACGACCAGUUGAUGCCAUACUUCGUGAUGGACACUCUCGCCAAAUACCCGGGUCUUCCCGGACUCUUCGUCGCCUGUGUUUUCAGUGGUUCGCUCAGUACCCUGUCGUCCGGGUUUAAUGCGUUGGCUGCGGUCACGUGGGAAGACCUCCUCAAAGACCACAUUAAACUCAAGAAUGAGAAACAGGAGCUCACUAUCACUAAACUGAUCGCCAUGGGAUACGGGUUUCUGUCAAUUGCCAUGUCUUUCGGUGUCGGAAAUCUGGGAACAGUAUUGCAGGCCUGUAUGGUUUUGGUCGGUUCAAUGGUCGGUCCCUUAUUUGCUAUGUUUCUCAUCGGAGUAUUCUUUCGUUACGCGACGGCACCGGCCACACUAAUUGGCUUCAUAUUAGGGGUGAUGACGAGUCUUUCGCUGUCCAUCGGGUCAAUAGUAAUCCCUCGACCGAAGGUGUCGUUACCAACAACUCUAAACAACUGUCCCGAAGAUGUGCUCUCUUAUAUUCAUAUACCGCCUCCCAAACAGGAUAAGGGAAAGGGAAAGGACUCGAAGGCGCCGCCGAAGAAGAAGGAAGGAGGAGGUGGUGGCAAAGCCAAGAAGAAGAAGUGGUCCAAAGGCAAGGUUAGGGAUAAGCUAAACAACCUGGUCCUUUUCGAUAAGGGCACGUACGACAAGUUCGUGAAGGAGGUGCCCUCCUAUAAGCUCAUCACCCCAUCCGUCGUGUCCGAGCGGCUGAAGAUCAGGGGGUCGUUGGCCCGGAAGGCGCUGUUGGAGCUGCACGAGAAGGGACUCAUCCGUCAGGUUAUUAAACAUCACUCGCAGACGAUAUACACGCGAACCACGAAAGCGGACGACGCCGAACAGGAGGCGGAACAGGAGGCCCAACAGGAGGGCCAGAAGGGAAAGAAAGGCAAACAGCAAAAGGAAAAGGCGGAAAAGGCCUAAGACAUGGACAUCAGUGUCUGGUCCACCCAUUUGUGCGCUUUUUGCGAUUGUUUUUGUCUCAUUUUCCGACAAUUGUUUUGUAUGUCAUGAGAAGUAUUUAAAAAUAAAUGAUUACUAAUUAACAGAA
Messenger RNA from Oppiella nova, 1962 nucleotides. NCBI's taxonomy places the organism in Eukaryota, Metazoa, Arthropoda, Arachnida, Sarcoptiformes, Oppiidae. The record is from the annotation of a GenBank genome assembly.